AUGUCCAGCAUCUUACGCAGUCUGAGUAGGUGCUUUCUUCCGACAGAAGCAGUCCGGGAGCAGGGUAGUAGCAAAGGGAAGCACCGGGACAGAGACUUACUCCUGGAACGAGAAGCGCGGAGAAGAAGCCGGGAGAUUGAUGCAAUGCUUGACCGGGAAAGACGUGCCACCCGCCGGCUUGUUAAGAUCCUAUUACUUGGUGCCGGGGAGAGUGGCAAAUCAACUUUUCUCAAACAGAUGCGGAUUAUUAACGGAAAAGAGUUUGACCAGAAAGCGUUGCUUGAUUUCAGAGACACUAUUUUCGAAAACAUCAUAAAGGGCAUGCGCGUUUUGGUAGAUGCCCGGGACAAGUUGGGUAUCCCCUGGCAAAAUGUGGUCAAUGAGAAAAAUGGAAUGCUCGUGAUGUCAUUCGAGAGCCGUUUGGGGAUGCAUAUAGAGCCGUGCACGUUUCAGCUCUACGUGCACGCUCUUGAGUCCCUUUGGAGGGACUCUGGGAUACAGGAGGCCUAUGGAAGGAGGAGUGAGUUUCAGCUGAGUGAGUCAGUGAAGUACUUCCUUGACAACCUGCAGCGCAUUGGCCAACCGAACUAUGUACCAAACAACCAGGAUAUCCUUUUUGCUCGUAAAGCCACCAAAGGCAUUGUUGAGCAUGACUUUGUGUUCCGGAAGAUUCCAUUUAAAAUGGUGGACGUGGGCGGCCAGCGCUCUCAGAGACAGAAAUGGUUCCAGUGCUUUGACGGUAUCACGUCCAUUCUUUUCAUGGUGUCUUCCAGCGAAUAUGACCAAGUUAUCAUGGAGGACCGUAAGACCAACCGACUGGUCGAGUCCAUGAAUAUCUUCGAGACUAUCGUCAACAACAAACUCUUCCUCCAUGUGUCCAUCAUUCUCUUUCUGAAUAAGAUGGACCUGCUGGUGGAGAAGGUGCGCGAGGCCGACAUCCGAAAGCAUUUUCCGGAGUUUCAAGGCAAUCCAAAAAGGCUCGAGGACGUUCAAGCUUUCCUCGUGCAGUGUUUCAAUCGGAGGAGGCGUAACCGCGGGAGACCGCUUUUCCACCACUUCACCACGGCGGUCGACACAGAGAACAUCCGUUUUGUUUUUCAUGCCGUUAAAGACACUAUACUGCAGGAGAAUCUCAAAGACAUCAUGCUACAGUGAGAACCAAUCAGCA
This is a messenger RNA of Chanos chanos (milkfish), 1168 nucleotides long. RefSeq names its product guanine nucleotide-binding protein subunit alpha-12. Gene Ontology annotation, molecular function: D5 dopamine receptor binding; guanyl nucleotide binding; G-protein beta/gamma-subunit complex binding. NCBI's taxonomy places the organism in Eukaryota, Metazoa, Chordata, Actinopteri, Gonorynchiformes, Chanidae. Gene Ontology annotation, biological process: adenylate cyclase-modulating G protein-coupled receptor signaling pathway; Rho protein signal transduction. Bases 1 to 1155 code for a protein of 384 amino acids. The record is from RefSeq and is a predicted model, not a curated record. Gene Ontology annotation, cellular component: brush border membrane; cytoplasm; heterotrimeric G-protein complex. The transcript is spliced from 4 exons.